Messenger RNA from Talaromyces rugulosus, 495 nucleotides. RefSeq lists its product as uncharacterized. Bases 1 to 495 code for a protein of 164 amino acids. The transcript has a single exon. Lineage: Eukaryota; Fungi; Ascomycota; Eurotiomycetes; Eurotiales; Trichocomaceae. The record is from RefSeq and is a predicted model, not a curated record.
AUGGGGGGUGACGACAGAGCUGACACGGAUGAUGAUCAUCUAUUGGAACUUAACGACGUUAUUGAGCCACUUCCGGAUUUAUGGCUGUCCAAAUGGCCGCGGGCGCAUAAAUAUUUCGGCCCUAAUCGCGAAAGGCUGGUACCUGAAGACGAAGAUGAAAACAUGGAGGAGGAUUUUAAAUUUGCCAAUGAUGACGAUUUUGAUGAAGAGUAUGGAAACGAUGAAACUUAUGCUGAUCAUAUGACCGAUGAACUAGCCGAAGGCGAGAAUUUAGAAUAUGACAAGAUUUCGAUUGUCGAUCUUGGCUUAGCCAAUGAACCGCCGAUGAUUACAAAUGAUUCUCUAGAGGUCCAGUUCAACAAAAAGAAACCGGAUGAUAUAGAUUCCGAAGAAGCAAAGGUGGUUACGGAAUUGAUUCGCAAGAUUCUUCGCUACGAACCGUCCGAGCGACCAACCGCCGCGGAUUUGCUUCAACAUAGUUGGUUUAAAGACUGA